Myotis daubentonii (Daubenton's bat) is the source of this 2729-nucleotide messenger RNA. It is a transcript of the gene SLC44A3, whose product is annotated as solute carrier family 44 member 3. Gene Ontology annotation, cellular component: membrane. Gene Ontology annotation, molecular function: transmembrane transporter activity. The record is from RefSeq and is a predicted model, not a curated record. Gene Ontology annotation, biological process: transmembrane transport. Lineage: Eukaryota; Metazoa; Chordata; Mammalia; Chiroptera; Vespertilionidae.
GCAUGUGCCCUGACGGGAGACACCUCUGCUGUUGCUUCAAUUCCGCUAACAUCUCAGUCGUAAAGGGAGGGAUAGGACUGUCCCCCGACCAGGCGAGGGAGGCGCAGACCCCGAAUUCUUCCAGCGCGCCCAGCACCUCCCGCCCCCACACCUGGAGGCCUCCUUCAGCCCCGCACCCCAGGGUUUCCUUCUUCACAUACUUCCUGCACCGCCUUUGACUGGUGGCUUCGGUUUCUCAGGACAGACUGUGGGGGCCCUGGUGGGGUCCGCAGACACCCGCCUUGAGGGCGUCCCUGGAGUGUCGGGGUUCAGCCCCUCGCCCCCAGUUUGCCGGCUCCGUCCCCUGGGCUCCCCUCACUGCCGACAGGGAGACGGUCUGUCUGCCGUGGGCGCUCUGUGAUGCCCGCGAAGCAGUUCGCACAGCACCUGCCCGGCCAGUGCCGCUCACCUGUCGGAGGGGGACCCGCCGCACCUGCCCCGGGCCCUCAGGGCGGACCGACAGACGGACUGGCCGAAGCCUCCUGCUUCCCGCCUGCGGCGGGGGGCGGCGCCUCUCCUUCCCGAAGGGGCCGGUUCCCUGGAGCCUCCCGCGCUCGGAGGCCGCCGCCGGGGGCGCUGCGCCUCUGCCCACCACUUGCCCCAGGUUUGCCCGCUGCGGGCACUGCGUGGCCCCCAGUCCCGCCUGGAGCGCAGGAUGCGGUGCCUUGGCGCCCAGAGCCCGGUUUCUGCAGAGAGAACCCCCCGGCGAAGAGAGUGGCGGCCUCAGAUUUACAGGAAAUGCACCGACAAGGCCUGGCUGCUCCUGUUCUUCCUCUUCUGGGCGGGAUUGAUGUUCAUCACGGGCUCCGCGGUGGCGGCCGGAGCCACGGGGAGGCUCCUCUUCGGCCACGACAGCUUCGGCAACGUGUGCGGCAGGAAGAACUCCCCCGUGGAGGGGGCCCCUCUUUCCGGGCAGGACAUGACCCUAAAAAAACACGUGUUCUUCAUGGAUUCCUGCCACCUGGACGUCAGGGAUGGCCUGCUCAGCUCCACUGCCCUCUGCGUGGCCAGCUGCCCCGAGGAGCAGCUCCACACCCUGGAAGAAGUGCAGCUCUUCGCCAACAACACUGGGUCCUUCCUGUGUGUGUACAGCUUGAGUCCCGCCAACUACACCCGGAAUCCCGGUGCAGCCUCACUGUGCCCCAGGCUCCCAGUGCCUCCCAGCAAGUCUUUCCCCCUGUUUAGCCGCUGCGUCCCCCAGACGCCGGAGUGCUACUCCCUGUUCACGUCUGUCCUGAUCAACGACGCUGACGCCCUCCAUCGCGUGCUCGGCGGGAUCAUGUCGGGAAGAAACACGAUCCUGGGCCUGUGUGCCCUCGCACUCGCCUUGUCGUUGGCCGUGAUGCUCACCUUCCGCAUCGUCACCCGCCUUCUGGUCCACACUUUGGUCGCGUUGGUUAUUGUGGGGCUGCUGUUUGUCUGUGGCGUUCUGUGGUGGCUGUAUUACGACUACAGCACUGACCUCAGCGUGGCGCUGGACACGGAACGGGACAACGUGACCUGCUUGCUGGGCUUUGCUGUGGUGGCCAUGGUUCUCACGGCCGUUCUGCUGGUGCUGAUCUUUAUCCUGAGAAGGAGAACGAAGUUGGCAGUCGAGCUUCUGCAGGUCACCAACAAGGCCAUCAGCCGCUGCCCCUUCCUGCUGCUCCAGCCGCUGUGGACGUGCGCCGUCCUCCUCCUCUUCUGGGCGCUUUGGGUGGCCGUGCUGCUGAGCCUGGGCACCGCAGGAGCGGCCCAGGUCACCGCCGGGGGACGGGUGGAGUACCAGCCUCUCUCCGGCCUCCGCUACCUGUGGGGGUACCACCUCCUGGGCCUCCUCUGGACCAGCGACUUCAUCCUCGCCUGCCAGCAGAUGGCGGUGGCGGGGGCCGUGGCCGCCUGCUACUUCAACAGGAAUGAACAGGACCCUCCCCAUCGCCCCAUCCUGUCGUCUCUCUCCAUCCUUUUCUGCUACCACCAAGGGACAGUGGCGAAAGGGUCGCUUUUGAUCACCGUGGUGAGGGUGCCACGAGCCGCCCUCAUGUUCAUUUCCAGGGCCCUGAAGGACAAGCGGAGUGCCUGGUCCAGGUGCCUGCUCAGGUGCUGCUGCUGCUGCCUCUGCUGCCUGGACACACACCUGCGCCAUCUCCACCAGAACGCGUACGCGGCCACGGCCAUCAACGGGACCGAGUUCUGUACGUCCGCGAAGGACACGCUCAGGCUCUUGUCCGAGAACUCCAGUCGUUUCACGUCGGUCAGCUGCUUCGGGGACUUCGUUGUCUUCCUAGGCAAGGUGCUGGUGGCGUGUCUGACCGUGUUCGGAGGGCUGAUGGCCUUUAACUACCACCGCACGCUGCAGGUGUGGGCCGUGCCGCUGCUCCUGGCCGCCGCCCUCGCCUACCUGGUGGCGCACUGUUUCCUGUCCGUGUUCGAGACCGUGCUGGGCGCCCUGCUGCUGUGCUUGGCUGCUGACCUGCACACCAACGACGGCUCGCCCGGAAAGCCCUACUUCAUGGACCACGAGCUAUUGAGUUUUGUGAAGAGGAUGAACAGAUGGCACCGCGAGGGGCCGCAGGGCGCCGCGGGCUCCACGAGGAACCGAGAGGGAACGGAACUCCGGCCCGUGGUCCGCUCCACCUGCUAGGUACCGGGGAGCGGCCUCCUCCUCCCAGCCCUUCACCCAAUAAACACAGGCCAGCCGUCCUCCACGC